CUGUGGCUUGUGUACAUGACAACCGGCCGGUGCCGGCGCCGUACCGUGAACUCGCUCCCUACAAUCAUUCAUUCACAGUGCGAUGCCGAGUGCGUAAGACGCGUGUCGUCCACGCAACCGAAAACAGUUCACGACCGGUACGGCCGUAAUCCAUUACGUGAAAAUGUGACAAUAUCGUAAUAAGUUGAGAGAAGCUCACCCCGAGCUGUGAACCAUCGCUAAGUGUUAUCAGUGUAAGCAAGAAUAUCAUCGUACACUAUAAAUUCAAUAAUAGGCAAGAAAAGGAAUGCCGCAAGCUGUCACUUCUUCCAAUUAAGAUGGAAAACCACGCGUACGAGGACGAACCAUCCUCGCCGUGUACAGUCACGCGAGAAUACACUCGACUCGAGGAGACUCCUGUGGCGAAUGUAAAUUCGAUUCAGCCAAGGGAAUUAUUUCGAGAAUUGUCAGAGUCACAUCCGGACGCACAUGUCUACGAGGACAUAGCAUCCGCUCUUACCGAUGAGGUCUUACGGUUACCGUCAACAGUGCCCAGGGAGAUGCCGAGAGAGGACGAGGAUGAUAAUUACGAGGGGGAAGUGAACGACAGGGAAGACAUUUUCAGUAUAUCAAAAAAUGUGCCGUGCUCGAGAGCCAAUGGAAACUUACCUGGUAGCGUGGAGAGUUUAAAUUCGUUUCAUCGAAAUUUAACAUUGCCACUUAGAAAAUCACGGCCUAACGAAAAGACUGUAACCAGCUCGGCGUGUGUUAUCAGCAGGGAAAAAACGAAGGUACGGUCGGUACAGGAGGGACCGCCGGAAGGUAGAGAUAACUUUGAAGUGGAAUGUGUGCCAAAUUCCGGGAGACACAGCAGAAGACGUAGAAAGAAGGAUUGCAAGCAUUGCAAAAAUAAAAUAAAUUCAAAUCACGUCGAAGACGUUAAGCGGCACGAGGACGUUAUCGAUGGAUGUGCGAAUAGAUUGCACGAGGACCUUAAUCCUGGGGUGAUAACGAAGGAUAACGAGAGGCCAAAUAUCGAGCCGAUCUUUUCGUUGCCAAACGGACGUUUACCGAGUUUCGUAACGUCGCGACACGUCAAAACGGACCCCAAGACGUCCACGGUCUUCUCCAUUAGCAACAAUGUAAAUAAUGCAAACUCAAUGGCUUUUAAGCAAUUGAAUUACGAUAAGAACGACAUCGAAGCUAGACUCACGCGAUACGAGGUCGACGAUAAGAUCGCUGUCAAGGGUAAAAAAAAUCGCGGAGGGAUGAAGAUCAAUUCUAUCUACUCCCAGGAACACUGGAGCGCGAAGGAUACGCCGAUAUUUCUCACGGAAUCGAAGGAGCAAGAGCAGAGUCCGUUCCAGAGGGCUUAUUCCCUCCCCGCCCGAACCCAUACACCAUCCUCGCAGAACCGGGUCAAUCUACGACGUAGCGUUAGGGGUGAGCCACCACCACAUCCUGCAAGACUUCGUAAGCAUCGUCAUGGCUGGACGCUCCAUUUUGCAAGGCCUCUCAAUGGAACGGGAUGCACUAGGUCUAUCGUUGUCCUUCUCCUGGUGAUACUUAUUCUCCUAGGAGUUGGCGGUGUGGCUCUUUACAUAGUCUUCGAGCCGGACAAGCUUCAGAUCAUUCAGCAGUACCUGAAGUCAUCCGGGCAGAACGUCUCAGCAAGUGAGAGCUCUUCCGAGACGACAAUGAUGAUGAUGAUGGACGUCGUCGUCGACAUAAGUAAUGACAGUACGAGCGAGCCAACAACUAUGAGGACAACGAGCUUUAUUCCUGAAUAUACAGUAACGUCACUUCCGGAGACAACAGUGUCACCGGAACCGGAAGUAGAUGCCAACCGCACAGAGAUAACGCUGGAUCUGAAUGCCACUAGGUACUGCGACGAUUGCGUAGUCGGUGAGGUCUGCGUUGCUCUCGUAGACGAGGAAGUUCCUACCUGCAGAACUGGCCCGGAUCCUCAUGAUCCCACAGGAUGCGCUGGACUAUGUCUCAUCAAUAAACAGAAAUGCCACCGUCUCGACGUGGACGCGUUCAGAUGCGCCGUGGUCGAGCAUUACUGCCUGGAUGACGAAUGGACAUGUUCUAAUACACUUUGCAUACCGUUGGUCAAACGCUGCGACGGUCAUAUGAAUUGUUACGACCGUUCAGACGAGUAUAACUGCGUGUGCGAUCUUCAGACACAUUUUCAAUGUGGGGAUGAAACUUCUUGCCUUCCGCUGGAGAGGAGGUGCGACGGGAAGAUCGAUUGCUGGGAUGCCAGCGACGAGAUGAACUGCACUCUUGGUCAUGAUCUUGAUUGGUCCUGCCCAUUGGACAGUGAAUUCACCUGCAGCAAUGGACAGUGCAUAUUGAAGGCUCGCUUUUGCGACGGACUACCAGACUGUGCUGAUGGCUCGGAUGAACCUCAUGGAUGUCAGGGUAGAUGUAACAAGCAUGAAUUUAGUUGCCGGAAUGGCCGAUGCAUUACCAAACAAAUGAAGUGCAACGGUAUUGAUGACUGCGGUGAUGGGACUGACGAGCAACACUGCAGAGAGAGAUUUACUUAAAUGAUUUUUAAAGAAAGCUGCAAUCAACGCUGGACGAUCGCAAGGAUCGUUCUAUGCCACUGUGGACUUUGUACGAUACAGUAUUUUUGCCUAGAGAUUCAUAAAUAAUAUAUAUACACAUAUAAAUAAUAAUGUAAAGCUACAUACAUGGAAAUGUAUGAUAAUGAAGAAAGAAGUAAAAAAUAAAAUAAAUUGAGAAGUA
This is a messenger RNA of Cephus cinctus (wheat stem sawfly), 2736 nucleotides long. RefSeq lists its product as uncharacterized. Gene Ontology annotation, molecular function: protein binding. The transcript has 9 exons. Bases 318 to 2534 code for a protein of 738 amino acids. NCBI's taxonomy places the organism in Eukaryota, Metazoa, Arthropoda, Insecta, Hymenoptera, Cephidae. Gene Ontology annotation, cellular component: plasma membrane. The record is from RefSeq and is a predicted model, not a curated record.